AUGGGGAGCGCUCCAGCAGCCACCGCCGGCGAGAUCAGGCGUGCGCAGCGCGCCGAUGGACCGGCUGCCGUGCUCGCCAUUGGCACGGCGAACCCGCCAACGUCCAUGACUCAGGACGAGUACCCCGACUACUACUUCCGCGUCACCAACAGCGAGCAUCUCACCGACCUCAAGGCCAAGCUCACCAGGAUCUGCAAGAAGUCGGGCAUCAAGCAGCGCUUCAUGCACCUCAACGAGGAGCUCCUCGCCGCCAACCCGGACUUCACCGACCGCACGCUGCCGUCCCUCGACGCCCGCGUGGACAUCGCCUCCGCUGCCGUCCCGGAGCUAGCCGCGGCCGCGGCCGCCAAGGCCAUCGCGGAAUGGGGACGCCCGGCCACCGAGAUCACCCACCUCAUCUUCAGCACCUACUCCGGCGCUCGGGCCCCAAGCGCCGACCGCCGGCUCGCGUCGCUCCUGGGCCUCAGCCCCACGGUCUCCCGAACCAUGCUCAACCUCCACGGCUGCUACGGCGGGGGCAGGUCGCUCCAGCUCGCCAAGGAGCUCGCCGAGAACAACCGCGGCGCGCGCGUCCUCGUGGCGUGCUCCGAGAUCACGCUCAUCGCCUUCUACGGCCCGGAGGGAGGCUGCCCGGACAACAUCCUUGGCCAGGCUCUGUUCGGUGACGGCGCCGGCGCCGUCAUCAUCGGCGCCGACCCCGUCGGCCCCGUGGAGCGGCCCCUGUUCGAGAUGGCCUUCGCCUCGCAGACCACGAUACCGGGAACCGAGGAUGACAUCUCCAUGGAGAUCAACAAAGGCGGCAUGGAAUACCACAUCUCCAACAAGGUGCCACGGCUGCUUGGGUGCAAUGUUGAACGCUGCCUGAUCGACGCGUUCGGCGCGCUUGGCGUCAGUGCCAAGUGGAACGACCUUUUCUGGGCCAUCCACCCCGGCGGCCGUGCGAUCCUGGAUCACAUCGAGGGAGUGCUCGGCCUGGACGACGGGAAGCUGGCGGCGAGCCGGCACGUGCUGAGCGAGUUCGGCAACAUGAGCGGCACGACGGUGAUCUUCGUGCUCGAUGAGCUGCGUCGUCGUAGGGCGACCAAGCAGGAAGGGGUAGAAGCACCAGAGUGGGGAGUAAUGAUGGCGUUCGGGCCAGGAAUCACAAUCGAGACCAUGGUGCUGCACGCCCCUGCCAUCCUCGACGAAAAUUAG
This is a messenger RNA of Setaria italica (foxtail millet), 1194 nucleotides long. Its product is annotated as bisdemethoxycurcumin synthase. The transcript has 2 exons. Gene Ontology annotation, biological process: polyketide biosynthetic process. Gene Ontology annotation, molecular function: acyltransferase activity, transferring groups other than amino-acyl groups. Lineage: Eukaryota; Viridiplantae; Streptophyta; Magnoliopsida; Poales; Poaceae. The record is from RefSeq and is a predicted model, not a curated record. Bases 1 to 1194 code for a protein of 397 amino acids.